Globicephala melas (long-finned pilot whale) is the source of this 5546-nucleotide messenger RNA. It is a transcript of the gene CD226, whose product is annotated as CD226 molecule. Gene Ontology annotation, cellular component: external side of plasma membrane. Lineage: Eukaryota; Metazoa; Chordata; Mammalia; Artiodactyla; Delphinidae. The record is from RefSeq and is a predicted model, not a curated record. Gene Ontology annotation, biological process: positive regulation of natural killer cell mediated cytotoxicity directed against tumor cell target; positive regulation of Fc receptor mediated stimulatory signaling pathway; positive regulation of immunoglobulin mediated immune response.
CCAAACAGGUUCCAGAGAUGGAUUACCUUACUUUCCUCUUGGCUAUUCUUUAUGUAUACAAAGCUGGAUGUGAACAGAUAUUUUGGGACACAACUGUUAAACUUGCUAAGAAUAUGGCCCUAGAAUGUGUGUAUCCAUCAAAGGACACUUUAACCCAGAUGGAGUGGUUCAAGAUCAAGACACUGGAGAGAGAGUCCAUAGCCAUUUUCAACCCUACUUACCGUGUGAUCAUAAGAGAGCCGUACGUUGAUAGGGUUUACUUUUCAAAUUCAACCACGGCCUCUAACGAUAUGACCUUGUCCUUCCAUAAUGCCUCUGAGGUGGACAUUGGCUUCUAUUCCUGCUUUCUUCAUACUUUCCCACAUGGAACCUGGGAAAAGGUGAUACAGGUGGUUCCAUCAGACGGUUUUGAGACAGCUGUGCCAUCAAAUAGCCAGACAGUCUCAGAACCUGGAAAAAACGUCACACUCACCUGCCAGCCUCGAGCGAAAUGGCUGUUACAAGAAGUUACAUGGGAAAAGAUCCAGCCCCAUCAGAUUGACCUCUUAACUAGCUGCAACUUGUCCCAAGGAAGAAGUUACACUUCAAAGUACCCAAGACAGAUACUGAGCAACUGCACCCAGGGAAUGAGGAGGGCCUUCAUCACCAUGCCCCACAUUAGGACCUCUGACUCAGGACUCUACCGCUGUGGCUUCAAAGCCAGCACAGGAGAAACUGAAACCUUCAUGACGAAACUGAUCGUAACUGAUGGUAAAACCAAUCACCAGUCCAUCCUCUUCGUGGCCGCAGGGACAGCUUUGUUGUUGCUGUUGAUUAUCCUAAUUACCACCGUCAUUGCCAUUCCUUAUAAGAGAAGGAGAAGGAGACAGAAAAGAGGCCUAUUUAAAGAGUACUGGGACACACAGAAUAGGGCAACCAACAACUACAGAAGUCCUGUCUCUGCCAAUCAACCUUCAGAUGGUGCAGGAGAGGAUAUUUAUGUCAACUACCCAACCUUCUCUCGUAGACCAAAGACUAGAGUCUAAGCUUUUCCCUUAAUCUGAGCAUAUUAAUGAUGACUGUUAUGCACAUGGAUCUUUAUACAAUUUCUUCCCACUAUUUAGUGUCUACCUUGGAUACUGGUUGACCAAAUUUAUUUCAUUUGACAGGAAAAAUACUGCCUUAACUAGAGAGCAUUCUUAACAGAAAUGUUUUAGAAAACCUGACUCUAAUUAGCUUACACAUAAGAGGAAACUUAUUGAAUCCUGUAAGGGAACAAUGAAGGGGAGAUCAAGCUUCAGGCAAGGGUUAUUUACCAGGGCUUAAAUAUUAUGUCUAGAAUUAAGUAUGGAUAUAAGACAGUUUCUGCAUGCCCUUUCACAGUGCUGGAUCCACUUCCGUGGUGUUAGCCUAACUCUCAUUCAGGCUUUUCCCUUGUGUUUCCAAGAUGACUGCCAACAACUCUUGGCAAUUCAUAAUCCUUGUUUCUGUCUGGUAAAGAGUUUGCUCUGAUAGAGCAAACACAUUUGGUUACUUGUCCAUCAUAAAACAGUCCUUAUGACCAGAAAGGAUGAAAUGGCUUAAGUCAGUUAAGGGCUCACCUCUAGAGCUAGGUAGGAGGGGGACCAAAGCACACUACUGGGAAAUUCAGAGUUUUAUUAGAAGAAGUAAAGGGGAGCCUGGAAGCUGGGCUGGUUGCCAACAAAUGCGGACUCUAAUGACCUUCCAAGACAUCUUCUGUUAGCCAGCUAAAAAGAGUAGGAGGGCAGGUCUAGGUUAGCUCUCUCCCUCUUCCCACUUCUAGAACCUACUCUGCCAGCUUGGUCCAGAAGAGUACUUGGCAGUAGAAUGACUAAAUGGUCAAGAGGAAGAUAAAUGUGGCAGGGAAAUCUCUUCCUUUGCUACUCUCAAAUAAAUUCAUUUCUGAUUUCAUAUAGAAUUUCACUAUCCCUGGUUUAACCUUAUGAGCAAGAGUAGUAGAUGAUCCAACAAUAACUUAAUUUUUUUAUAUUGAAGUUGUUAUACUUUUGAGAAUUAUUAUUAUUAUUUUAUUUUUUUGCGGUAUGCGGGCCUGUCACUGUUGUGGCCUUUCCCGUUGCGGAGCACAGGCUCCGGACGCACAGGCUCAGCAGCCAUGGCUCACGGGCCCAGCCGCUCUGCGGCAUGUGGGACCUUCCCGGACCGGGGCACGAACCCACGUCCCCUGCAUCAGCAGGCGGACUCUCAACCACUGCGCCACCAGGGAAGCCUGAGAAGUAUUUUUAAUAUAUAAUUUCUCUCAAAAGAGUCAGGUACCUAGGCAUUAUUAGUUUUUUUUUAAAUAAUUAUGUGAAAUUUAAAUACGAGAAAAAGAAUGAUAGUUGGAAGUGGUGGUAUAGGGUGGUAGGGUAGAAAAAAGAGGGGGCAAAGCACUGGGAGGGAGGGUUAGGGAAGGAGGAAAAGGGAUCAAAGAAUAGGAAGGUACAAAGAAACUUCUGUUGCUUCAAAGUUUGGCCAAAGACACAGUUUGGCCUAAUGUUAUGACUAACAGGGCAAUUAGAGACCAUGCCUGCCAUUGUCCAAAUUCUAGAUGCAGGCAACAAUGAAAAGUAUUUGUGAAACUCAGUAACGGUCAUGGUCACCUUGAAACCAUAAUGGUUUGGUAAUGACCAAAUAUAAUGAUCGUUUGUGUCUCUAAUACUUAUCUUUAAAAGAUUCUUAUUUCUAGGCAGUUCCCUCGUGGCCUAGUGGUUAGGAUUCUGGGCUUUCACUGCCAUAGCACAGGUUCAACCCCUACUUGGGGAACUGAGAACCUGCAAGUUGUGUGGCACAGCCAAAAAAAAAAAAAGAAAGAAAGAAAAAAAAGAUCCUCAUUUCUAAAAGGUUCAUCACAAUAGCUGCAUUUAGGUUUCAAAGUUGCAGACUUUUCAUGAUAAUCUAAAGCAAUCCCAAACCAAAUUCUCAUACUGUCUAGAUAGAUUCUUAAGCUGUAAUUGACAGUUUUAGCAGGCCAGUGGAUAUUUUAUGGUUUUAUCUUUAAAUACAUGCACGCCACAUAGUGAAGUUAUCUGUGAAUUACAGAAAUUGUGAAUGCCCCUACCUAUUUCAGAAGGGAAAAUGUAAAACCGACCACUCCCAGUUGUACUUACGUACAUGCAAUGAGAGUUAGCUCUCAUUUUUAUUUUGUUUGCUUAUAGAUCUUUACAUCUGGAUUCAAGAAGUGUUUCCACAAAUAUAUUUGUAACAAAGUUGGAAGGCAGUUUUACAAGAAAACCAUCUACUGUUUUGUUGACUAUAUCAGAUCAAUGAAAGUUUCCAUGGCUGAAUCUAUCAAUUUGCAUGGUGAAGCAAACUUAACAUCCUUUAAAAGAUAAAUGACUUCUUUUCCCUAAAAGUUAAUAAAAAUAUUACUUUCUAGAAGAUUCUGAUAACCAAAUCCUCAAUGACUAAUGUAGGUAAGAAGUAAAACAUUUCUACCAUUACAAUAUGGUUUCAGGGAAGAUUUUUGUGGCAAACCCCUUACGUGUUGCAAAGCCUCCAGAACACUUGAAACUCAUCUCUUUUUCCAUGGGUGUUUUAACCUUUUAUAAAAAUCUCUCACUCAAAAUACUUAUGAGAACUAUUUACUCUGUCCCUUCUUUUCUAUAAAUUCUUCCUCUGCAGGGCUCAGAAUAUUUUCGGGGAUUUGGAACCUUCCUAAGUCCUGCUGAAAUUUCUCUGAUCUCCUCUACUGAUCCUGCUACACUGUCAGCUGUUAUGCUGAUGAAAUUCCAUUCAUUCAUUUUCUUUCUUUGGAUAGUCUAUUUAACAAAUCACUUUCAUUGUAGUCUCUUUAAUAUUAUACCUAACUUGCUGGAGUUAUGAACUCUACCUAAUAUAUAUAAAAGACUAUGCUUGCUCUCUCUCUCUCUCUCUCUCUCUCUCUCUAUGUGUAUAUAUAUAUAUAUAUAUAUAUAUAUAUACACACACACACACACUAUGUAUGGUAUCUAUAGUAGGUAUAUGGUAUAUAUAUAGUAUAUGUGUAUAUAUAUAUGUACCUACAAACACACAUGUAUAUAUUUUUUCCCUAAUCUGUUGUACCUACUAUUCCAGUUGUUACUAAGGAAACAGAUCAAAACAGAUCCACGGAAUGAAAGGUCAGACUUGAAUUAAAUUAUGUUUUAAAUCUUUUUUUGCAAGGUGUUAUUUAGGAAACAAGAUGCUUCCUAAGAUUCUUUUUUACAUAUAUAAUUUAUACUGAUACAUAAUACAUUAAAUAAUAAUCUGUGUUUCCUUUGAAUGCCCUUAUUUUAGUAUUUACAUUAAAGUAACCAGUUACAAGGAAUGCUGUGUGAUGACAAGGUAGGUAAGUUUGUUGAAUGUCAUUAUAGAGUACACAGUUUUGUCAGGGAAAGAAUACAUCUUAUUAACCUACAAUGAUUAGGGUAUUGAUUAUAUUAUCAUCAGAGAGACCUUGGAACAUUAUUUAAAAGCCUUUAUGCAUGCUGAGAAAAUCGCAUAGGAAUUUCAUUAGCUUGUAAUCAUGCUUAUAUGGGUGGGAGGCAGGUGGAUGAGAUUAGCGUUUUCAGUUAGUAAAUAUUCACAUUUAUUCACAGUUUAUUACUAAAAUAUUAUACAUAUAAAUUUAAAAUACUUUGAUUAUCAAUUUACAAGAUAAAGUAAAAUAAAAAUAAUUUAAAUAGGUUUACUUUUAUUGUAAACAUACAAGUUAUGUUUGUUUGUAUAGAACUAUGUUAAAAAAUAACUACAGCUACAUUACAGUAAUUUUCCAAAUUGGUAGAGUCCACAUCGUAAUUAGAAAUCACUGUAAUCAAAAUGCUUCUCCUUGAUUUUUUUUUUCUUCUCCUUGAUUUUUAAUAACAUGCUGUAUUUUGUACUGCUGGUGUGAAUGUCAACAAGAUUGAAGAUAAUGUAGAAUACAGAUGCUUAUAUAGUGAGAAUGAAGGUGCUAAACAGUGAGUACAAAGUUUAGCUUCUUUCCACAGUAGAGUUAAGAAAAUAUCUUUGAAAAAUAUAAAACAAUAGAAACAUGUAAUACCAUUAUUUUAUUCUCAUCAUUAGUUAGGCCACUAUUAGAAUGUAGUGUCUAGAAAGUAUUGACCUUCACAUGCAGGUUUUUGCGUAAAUUAAUACACUUUUCCACUGGUUUGUUCAUUGGAUUAUUCUAAGUCAAGUCUCUAGGCUCUUAUACAUUUAUGAAGUAAAAAUAAGCAUUUUUUUAAACUUUUCUAUUGCUAGUGAUCCGAUAGGUAGAACUAUGGCUUCUAGAAUUAACUGCAAUGCUUUCUUAAAAAAUUUUACAAGUCUUCAAGGUUGGAUUACAUAUUAUGUUUUUCGAGAUUUAAAGCACUAUGUUGUAAGGUGUUGUAAGAAAAGAUCUAAUUUGGGGGUAUGGGUGAUAAAUGUCUGGAAUAAUCCCCAUUUAUUGCCUAUUGUCCCUGUUUGAAUGAUAAGUAACAUAGUCACCCUCUUUAGAACAUUUUUUUCCGGAUUUAUAUGUAAUUUCAGACUUGGGUUUUGUAAGGCAUGCAAAUGUUUACCUUGAUAUACUGUAUUCUGUUGUUUGAAUGAAUAAAAUGUAGAGC